UUCAAAUAGGAUUAUCUUUGUGUUUAUGACCUCAUUAAGAACAUUUAAAAACUGCUUUUUUUACUAGAAAUGGAGGGGGUUGUAACUUACCAGGAUACUUAACGAAGGGUUUGUUAGUAAUUAUUUCAUUUCCUGUGGUUGUGUUGUUUUGACUGGUUCAAGCCGUCUCAUUUCCUGAUGGAGGAUAUAGCUAAUGUACCGAUAAGAAAACGCGGAAGACCGGCCGGCAAAUGUCGCAAGCCUUUAAAUCGGGAGCAGAGAAAAGCGCGCAAUGCACAAUAUGAAAGAGAAAGACGUGGUGAAAUCGCUGAAGCAACGUCUCAGCUGAUGGAAGCCAUAGGAUUAGAUGCCUCCUCCUCUGUAUCAGUAUCAAAUUUAUUGAACAUCGCGUUGGACCACAUAAAGAAUAAGUUGACCCCAACACAAUCUAUAGAAACUUUAAGAAAGAGAAACGACGAUUUGUGUAAAGAAAUACAAGACUUAGAAAAUUUAUUGUCAAAACAACAAAAGAAGCAAAAGAAAGAUUCAAGUUCGAGUAAAACAAAUAAACGAGGAAUAAAAAGGAAAGCCGAAAACGAACCACCGUCUAAUAUAAUUGAAGAACAAGAUAAUAAGAGAUUUGUGGAAAAAUCUGAAUACGAUUUUGAGAUGGAAUCUGACGAUCUAUGGAGUUGUUUGGGCUGAUUGCAAAAACAAACGAUUUGGAACGACUUACCUGCUUGAAUACCACAUAAACUGACUGACUGUGAUGUAGUCUGACCAGGAAAACCUAACAUAAGGGCGCAACCAUCAACUGCUCGCACAUCGCCUUCUUCAUUACUUUAGUAUGUGAAGAAAUAUGGUGAGAUGUUUUAUGUUUCUGAUCAAGCUAUUACAAUUAUUUCAAAUGUAAAAAGUGACGCAUGAUGAUUCAAAAGUUUAACCUAUUUUACUAGGGAGAUAGUGCAAU
This is a messenger RNA of Papilio xuthus (Asian swallowtail), 949 nucleotides long. RefSeq lists its product as uncharacterized. NCBI's taxonomy places the organism in Eukaryota, Metazoa, Arthropoda, Insecta, Lepidoptera, Papilionidae. Gene Ontology annotation, molecular function: protein dimerization activity. Bases 178 to 684 code for a protein of 168 amino acids. The transcript has 7 exons. The record is from RefSeq and is a predicted model, not a curated record.